AUGCCUGCCUCUCUCCGCCCCGUCCGUGCCCUCUGCUUCGACCUCCUAGGCACAACCCUCGACUGGCACACCAACGUCGCCCUCUCACUCCAAUCCCACGCCUCCCAUUCUCCCUCUCUCGCCGGGCGCACUCCUCCCAUUGACUGGGCUCGAUUCGCACACGAAUGGCGUGCCGCUUUCUUCAGGGUUACCAAGUCCCUCCCUGUCUCGGAGGAGGGGAAACCCCUCCUGAUCCAGCUGGAAGUGUAUAUGCGCGCACUGGACGAGGUGUGCGAUAAAUACGGGAUCGGGCUAGACGUAUGGGGAAGGGAGGAAAGGGAGGAGAUGUAUAGAGCUUGGUGGGCGAUGGACGUGUGGCCGGAUACGAAAGCCGGCGUUGAGCUCCUGCAGACAAAGUACGUCUGCGUAGGACUGACGAACGGGAGUGCAGCGUACUUGAUCCAUAUUGAUAAGCGCACUGGAGUACUGUACGACCUCCUCCUUACCUCGGACGUCGUCGGCGCUUACAAGCCCCAGCCGCGCAUGUACCAGACAGCGAUGGCGGCCGUUCAGCUCAAGCCAGAGGAAUGCGCUAUGGUCGCGAGCCAUGUAUCUGAUCUCGAGGCAGCGAAGAAACAGGGGAUGAGGAGUAUCUAUAUCCACCGGGAGACGGAGGACAUGGACGUCGAUCUAUCCAACUACGAGUUCGACAUGAUCAUCAACGAAGGCGGGCUGGUGGAGCUCGCAAGACGCCUCGGUGUCGAAGCAGCAGUAGUUUGAACCCAACAAGAACCAAUCUGUAUUUGUACAUCAAUUCAC
Messenger RNA from Dacryopinax primogenitus, 798 nucleotides. RefSeq names its product HAD-like protein. The transcript has 3 exons. NCBI's taxonomy places the organism in Eukaryota, Fungi, Basidiomycota, Dacrymycetes, Dacrymycetales, Dacrymycetaceae. Bases 1 to 759 code for a protein of 252 amino acids. The record is from RefSeq and is a predicted model, not a curated record.